UUUUGCCGGAUGUUGAACAAAGCAAUCUAAUGUGAACACUACGAAGAGAAAUUAAGGAGUUUUCCAAAGUUCAGUCAGGUGAAGAUGUCUUCAUUGGUGACCUAUGAUGACUCAGAGGAUGAGUCCUGCAAUCAGACGGAGGAAGAACAAUCAGACCCGUCUGGAUUUAAUAGUGUCAAUGUAAAGCCCAGACCUGCAGGUUCAGAAACAGUUUUAGGACAAAGUAGCUCUUCUUUGUUGUAUGUUUACCCAAAGAUACCACACUGGGAUAGGAAGUACCAUAGCAGAAACGAAGGGAAACAUUUUAAAGACAGAUCUGCUUGUCUCACUUUCUCAAAAAGUGUCGCCGAUGGUUCAAAUCCCGCUAAAAGGCGGCCAUCUUCUCUCCCUGGUGUCAGACCGUACAUCCCAAAGAGACAAAGACAGUCAGAGGAAACAAAAUGCCCUGAGAAUCACCCAGAACAUAGUUUGGAGAAUCCAACCAGGAAAGAUCCAGUUCUCUUUGAUGUUUCACCAAAAGUGAAGCCUUACCUUGGUGAAAAACCCAAAUCAUCCGGGACGCCCAGGAAGCUUUUAAUGAGCCUGGAAGGCCACCAGGGGGCAGCCAACACGGUGCAGUGGUGCCCCUUGCCUCACGUUAGCCACCUGCUGCUGUCCGCCUCCAUGGACAAGACCUUUAAGGUGUGGGAUGGAGCAGAAAGUGGACGAUGCCUUAGGCUUUACACCUGCCACUCGGGAGCCGUGCGUGACGCCUGCUGGACCCCCUGUGGGCGACAGAUCCUCACCGGCUCAUUUGACAACACGGCUGUGAUCACUGAUGUGGAGACAGGGCAGCUGACAGUGAAAGUGGAUAACCAGUUUAAGGUGAUGUGUGUGGUUCUUCACCCCGGCAGCCCAGACGUUUUCCUGUGUGGAGGUCACAGUUCGGGGGUGAAAGCCUGGGACUCCCGCUGCUGCAAGGUGGUAAAAACCUACAAAGCGGCCGUCCAGCAGACUUUGGACAUCCUGUUUCUUGGCGGUGGGACGGAUUUCAUAACGAGCUCUGACUGCGUCAGCCGGGACUCCGCCGACCGGACGCUGAUCGCCUGGGAUUACCGCAGCACAGCCAAGAUCUCUAACCAGAUCUACCACGAGCGAUACACGUGUCCAAGCUUGGCUCUCCACCCGCUGGAGGAGUCGUUUGUGGCCCAAACCAACGGGAACUACGUGGCGCUGUUCUCCUCACAGACGCCCUUCAAAAUGAACAAGAGGCGACGAUUCGAUGGACAUAAGGUGGAGGGUUAUGCUGUCCGCUGUGGCUUUUCCCUGGAUGGAGCCAUCUUGGCCUCGGGCAGCUCCACCGGUUCGGCCCACUUCUACGACUAUCAAAGCACUCGCGCUUUGCAUGCCAUCCAGGCGCACAGCCAGCCAUGCGUGUGCGUUUCGCCGCAUCCUGUGCUUCCUGCCACGGCGGCCACUUGUGACUGGGCAGGUGAAAUCAAGAUCUGGCACUGAACUGGAAGAAGAUGCACA
Molecule: messenger RNA, 1512 nt
Organism: Gambusia affinis (western mosquitofish)
Lineage: Eukaryota; Metazoa; Chordata; Actinopteri; Cyprinodontiformes; Poeciliidae
Gene: wdr25
Product: WD repeat domain 25
Exons: 7
Coding region: 85-1494 (469 amino acids)
Molecular function (GO): protein binding
Source: RefSeq, a predicted model, not a curated record